CCAGAACCGGAGUGGCACUUACUUUAGUAAGGAAAACCACGGGCAGACACAGGCUCGGAAGCACAUACACUAUGCAUAACCACAGAACGUGCCGCUUACAUGAACUCUUCUCUCCUUUUAGGCCCCAGUAUGCACGGCAACUAUUAUCUCGGCUAUAGACAACCUUAUCCCCUCAUUCUCAUCCGAGCAAAGAAUCAUAAAUAAAAUAUAUAAAGGCCUUCAGCUGCCCGUAAAAAUAACUGUCUUGCUCGGCUGUCACUACACACAUCUACAUACACAAUGGCUCCAAUCGCUACAUUCGAUCACAUUAAGGAAGAGCCAGUCUCCGCUGUCGCUCCACAACAACUUCCAAACAGCAUCCCAUUGGGCGAAUACGUCUUCAGACGUAUUUCCCAGUUGGGCGUUAAAUCCAUCUUCGGUGUCCCUGGAGACUUCCAGUUGGGGCUCUUGGAGCAUCUUUACACUGUCGAGGGUUUGAAGUGGGUCGGUAACUGUAACGAGUUGAACUCUGCCUACGCUGCCGAUGGUUAUGCCAGAGCCUCCAAGAACAUGGGUGUCACUGUCACCACCUUUGGUGUCGGUGAGUUGUCCGCCAUCAACGGUAUUGCCGGUGCCUUUGCUGAGUACGUUCCGGUCUUGCACAUCGUCGGGACCUCCCCAACCGGCUUGAAGACACAGAAGGCUUUGCAGAUUCACCACUUGGUUGGUGCCCACUCUGUUUUCCUGCCAACCGACCACUCUGUCUAUGAGAAGAUGGUCUCUGGCAUCUCCUGCAGCUCUGUCGUCGUUGAGAAUGCCAUAGACUUCCCACAGAAGUUGGACACUCUUUUGUCCACCAUCUACCAAACCUCCAGACCGGGCUACUUGUUCUUGCCUAUCGAUCUUGUCAAUGAAGCCGUGGCCUCUCUCAGUUUAGAACACCAGAUCGCCAGAUUAGCUGUUGAUGCUGACCCUGCCAAGACCGACGAGGUUGUGGACAAGAUCGUGGCCAAGAUUACCGCUGCCAAGACCUCCACCGCUAUUUUGGGCGACGUCUUGACCUCCCGCUUCGGAAUGGUUGACACCUUGAGAAAGAUUGUCGACGUUACCAAGUUCAACAACUUCACCUCCAUGAUGGGCAAGAGCGUUUUGGACGAGUCCAACACCAGCUUCAUUGGCGACUACAAUGGUGCCUUAUGCGCCCCAGGUGUCAAGGAAGCCUUGGAAUCCCACGACUUGAUUAUGCAUGUUGGUGCCUUUGCUAACGAAAUCAAUACCGCCAAGUACACUUACGAUAUUGAGCACGAAAAGUUGAUCCAGUUCCACCACGAGUUCGUUUCUGUCUGUGGUGAGAUCUUCAGAGGUGUUCACUUUGCUCACGUUUUACCAAAGCUCUUGGCCAAGUUGGAAACCAUGGAGUUUGUUGCCGAGGACAUUGUCCGUCCGGUUGUUGGAAAGUCCGCGCCAAUUGCUUCUCCAAUGGACAUUUCUCAGUCUUGGUUGAUCGACCAAAUGGCUUCCUUUAUCAAAGAAGACGACAUUGUUGUCUGCGAGACCGGCUCCUUCAUGUUCGGUUUGGCGGAUAUCAGAUUGCCAAAGAACGCUUCCUUGAUCGCCCAGGGCUUCUACUUGUCUAUUGGUUACGCCUUACCAGCCUGUUUGGGUGUCGGCGUGGCUUUGAAGGAUAUGGGCAGUAACGGGCGUUUGAUUUUGAUCGAAGGUGACGGUUCUGCCCAGAUGACUGUCCAAGAGUUUGCCACUUUUGUUAGACAAGACAUCAAGCCAACUGUCUUCCUCUUGAACAACAACGGUUAUACCGUUGAGAGAAUCAUCGAAGGCGCCACCAGAUCUUACAACGACAUUUCCCCAGACUGGAAGUGGACCGAGUUAUUCAAGGUCUUUGGUGACAUUGAAAACAAGACUGAGUGCGUCAAGGUUGACACCAAGAUCCAGUUGACUAAGUUGAUGGCCAACUCUGACAUCCAAAAGUGCGACAAGUUGAGAUUAAUCGAGGUUAUUUUGCACCCAAUGGAUGCUCCAUGGAGGUUUGGAGCCUUGACUGAAGGAAAAUACGGUACCUUCAAGCCGCUUGCUUUGUAGAGCCCCACAAAUUUUAUGCAUACACGGUACGGUUUCAUUUUGCUUUAUUUCUUACAUAUAGGUUCCACAGUUAAUAUACAAAC
Babjeviella inositovora NRRL Y-12698 is the source of this 2162-nucleotide messenger RNA. RefSeq names its product phenylpyruvate decarboxylase (gene ARO10). Lineage: Eukaryota; Fungi; Ascomycota; Pichiomycetes; Serinales. Gene Ontology annotation, molecular function: thiamine pyrophosphate binding; magnesium ion binding; carboxy-lyase activity. Bases 280 to 2079 code for a protein of 599 amino acids. The transcript has a single exon. The record is from RefSeq and is a predicted model, not a curated record.